Molecule: messenger RNA, 1626 nt
Organism: Aspergillus niger
Lineage: Eukaryota; Fungi; Ascomycota; Eurotiomycetes; Eurotiales; Aspergillaceae
Exons: 5
Coding region: 1-1626 (541 amino acids)
Biological process (GO): DNA-templated transcription; positive regulation of transcription by RNA polymerase II
Molecular function (GO): DNA-binding transcription factor activity, RNA polymerase II-specific; zinc ion binding; sequence-specific DNA binding
Source: RefSeq, a predicted model, not a curated record
AUGCCUUCAUCCUCGAGUACAGCCCGUGCAAGCACUUCUUGCCGUCGCUGCCACCGACGGAAGAAGCGCUGCGACCGUACACUUCCACAAUGUGAGACCUGUAUCCAUGCCCAGGUAGAAUGCAGCUUUCUUGAUGAUGACAGACAAGUCGGAACAUAUCCAAUCGCCUACGUCCAAGGGCUCGAAUGUCGCGUCAAGGAGCUAGAAAAGCAACUUUCCGCAGCCCUAGCAUCAACACCAUACCCUACCCUCCAACUUGAUCAGGAUUUCGACCAGCCAGUAAUCAACUUCGCGACACCUCCGGACACGGACGCUAGCGACACCUUCCCCAUAGCGACUCCUCCAUCUCAGAGCCGAUCGGACUUUCUGGUCGAUGAGCUCAAGCGACUGUCCCUAGAAGCAGCAGCAGAGCGACAUCUUGGUUCCUCUUCAGGGCUAUCCUUCGCCAAGUUAACCCAGGCAGUCCUUCGACGGCUAUCCCCCGACAAAGCCGAGUUUGUAUUCGAUGAUACCCCAGACGAGUCGCCAGAGCAAUACGGUGAACCUUUCUCAGACCCUCUACUCGAUGCUUCAACUUCCCUCUGGGAACUGAACAACUCGUUCUCCUCACCAUGCCUCUUCAACCAACUUCCACUGUCACACGUCAUGGAAGACGAGACAACGCUGGCCGAUCUGCAAUUACCCGACAGAGCACAUAUCGAAUACUUAAUGGAGUUCUACUUCGCACAUUCCCACACACUGUACCCUAUCAUCCGCCAGACCGAGUUCACCUCCGUCAUAUGGCGAGUAUACAACAAUCCACAAGACCCUCUGGCAGGGUCUCCACUUUGGAUGUUUCGCAUCUGGAUGGUUCUGGCCAUUGGCUCGACGACACACUGUUCCGUAACCCUGGGAGAUGAAUCCGAGUCUGUGCUGUACUACAAUAAGGCAAUGGGGUAUUUCGAGGAUGCGCUUGGACUAGGCGAUAUGGCCGCACUAGAGGUCAUGAUGCUGCAAGUCUCUUACUCAUUCUUCAACCAAGUCGGACCAAACACAUUCUUCCUCGUCGGCGUUGCCGCCCGCAUGGCCAUCGGUAUAGGCCUACACAGCUCCUCAAGCUACGCCAGCCUCCCAUCUGACGUGAUCGAAUACCGCAAGCGGAUUUUCUUCUCUUUGUACAUGAUGGACAGGUACCUCUCCCCUAAACCCACACCCUAUCCUUUAUCCACUCUAAUAACCCUUCACCGACACCACCACAACAGACGACCUAAACCACACAACCAACCUCUCCAUCCCACUACACAUCCUCUCCCUCCGCCGCAUCGCCAGCGAAAUCACCACAGCCCUCCACUCCCCAACGAACACGCACAACUCAGACCGCCAGACAACCCUCCAAACUCUACACAAGAAGCUCCUCCACUGGCGACGCACCAUGCCCUUCCCACUCCCACCAACCCCAUCCCCAAUCCCACAUCUAACCAGCGCCUGGUUCGAUCUGAACUACUACACGCACAUGACGAUGCUGUACCGGCCAUCUCCUCUCUUCCCGUCUCUCGACGAACAGAAAGUGAAGAUGUUAGCGACAGCUGCGGCAAUGGCUAUUCGGCAGGCGAUGAAUCUGCAUCGGCAGGGGCGGUUCGCGUAUAA